Molecule: messenger RNA, 9063 nt
Organism: Maniola jurtina (meadow brown)
Lineage: Eukaryota; Metazoa; Arthropoda; Insecta; Lepidoptera; Nymphalidae
Gene: Ten-a
Product: teneurin-a
Exons: 27
Coding region: 16-8670 (2884 amino acids)
Biological process (GO): motor neuron axon guidance
Source: RefSeq, a predicted model, not a curated record
AUAAAGACAAGUGUGAUGGAGCGGGCGGGUCGUCGUGCCAAGGCGGGCUCGCUGAGCGGGCUGUCGGGCGGGCCGGCGAGCGCGACGCCGGCCGUGCGGCGCCAGCGCUCGCUCGAGUGGGCCGGCGACCGGUACAGCAGCAGCGACGAAGACCGCCCGCAAAAGACACAGCUCGACGACAGAGUGUUCGCCUCGUUACUCGCCCAUGCGACUCAACAGUUUGACAAUGAACAACGUCGCAUAUACGGGUCAGAAAACGGGGAGGGCCCUCCACGGUACAUCAGUAGUCCUCAACGACAAGCUUCGCCUUUUCCUCUCGAAAGUACAAAUCGACGUUUUUAUAGAAGAAAUCGAAACUCGAAUGGCGAAGAGAUAUUUAGCGGCGAGACGGCAGGGGGCACCCUGUCUCGCCGCAACCGACGGGCGGACGAUUUCCCUCACGAAGCCAACGAGCGCGCCAAUCGACUCUGCCAUAUGAAUGGCCCCUCAAGUGGCGCUCAAAGCGAGCGUGAGUGUGAGUCCCCUCCGGAGCCUGCGCCGCCGGAGGUGCCUCCUCGAGGGCCCUCCUUGCACGUCACUCUCCGACAUCGUCCGGCCCCCGACCAGCCCGCGGAUUCUGACCGCCUCUUCCUGUCUGAAGAAUUCGUGAUGUCGGAAGGUGGCCACGGCGGUUCUGGUACAUAUCCUGCUCGUUCACCAAUUUCCAGCUCCACAACGGGACAUUCCAGUUCUAGCCACAGGUACACGUCAUCGAGCGUGACUAACGAAUGGCUCGCCCUUCAGACCCUAAAUUCAGAGUCGAUGGGCGGCACGGGCAUGUCGAGCGGGAUGGGCGGCGGCACGCUGGGACACUGCCAGCUCGCAAACCAGCCUCUCGUGAUGCCAGUGUUCCCCCUGCGAGCCAGCCAGCCCAGUCCAGUGCCCGUCUACUCCCCCUCCCGCUUCCACAUCGACAAACGAUGUCAACAUCGAUGCACGUGGAAGUGCUUGGCCAUAGCUAUGAUAUGCCUCUGCGUUAUCCUAGCGGCCAUGCUCGCCUAUUUUAUAGCAUUAUCGUCAAUUAAAAGUAAUAUAGACAAUUCUAAUUGUAUUCUGGUACAAGAUGUAAAAGCAGUCACUCACUCACACGGAAUAAGAGACGCUUUAUCAACAUCCUCACCAUCAGAUGAAUCAAUAUCAACUUCAUCAUUAGGGUGGUCAACGACUGCAGAAGCAGCAUUAGAAUCAGCAGUAAUACCUCAACAAGCACAACAAGCUGCCCCACCACCUUGGUCACCAGCUCUAGAAGUAAGAGACUUUGAUGAACUUCAUAGUGCUACAAUACCCGCUUAUCAAUUUUGGAGUUCGGAAUUUAGAAACAAACAACCUGCAUUUGUUAGUCUUAAUUUUACGGUACCCUGGGGUGCCAAUUUUGCCGUCUAUGGAAGAAGAAAUGUGGCUCCGAGUGUAACUCAAUAUGACUUUGUGGAAUUUAUCCGAGGCGGCAGAGUUGAUCAUCGACUAAGAAGAAGAAGAAGCCCGCACAGACACGACUCAUUUGAACGUACUUUAGAUGACUGGGACGCGUUAUUAAGCACGCUUAGUCCAUAUCAAAGAUGGAACCACACGAUUACUAAGCGAUCUACAGAUAUGAGGGUAAAUGUUAGUAUACUACAAUACCUUGACACGGGAAGAUGGUUUAUAUCGAUAUAUAACGACGAACUUCAGCCACAUCAUGUCGAAAUGAUUGUUUCCGAAGCAGAAGGUGUCACAAACUCUUGUCCCGAUGAUUGUUCUGGUCAUGGGUCUUGCUAUCUUGGAAAAUGCGAUUGCAUGGACGGAUUUGAAGGACACGAUUGCUCGAAAAGUGUAUGCCCUGUACUUUGUUCAGCUCACGGCGCUUACGCAGGUGGUAUAUGUCACUGUUCUGAAGGAUGGAAAGGAGCUGAAUGCGAUAUUCCAGCUCACGAUUGCGAACCUGCCGAUUGUUCUGGUCGUGGACAAUGUAUCGCCGGGCAAUGCCAUUGUAAGCCUGGUUGGAAAGGCACAAAAUGUGACGAAGAGGACUGUCUGGAUCCUACUUGUGGCAAUCAUGGUUCUUGCGUCCGCGGUCGUUGCGUGUGCCGUGCAGGUUGGCGAGGCGCUGCCUGUACAGAACGUGAUGCACGCGUCCAGCGGUGUCUACCUGCUUGUUCUCAGAGAGGUGUAUAUGACUUGGAUGCGGGGAGAUGUGUAUGUGACCCACUGUACACUGGCGACGAUUGCUCUCAAGUUGUAUGUUCGUUGGAUUGCGGACCACACGGAGUAUGUGCGGAAGGCGUUUGUCGGUGCGAUGACGGCUGGACUGGGUCACUGUGCGACCAACGACCCUGUGACAGUCGUUGUCACGAACAUGGCCAAUGCAAAAAUGGAACGUGUGUUUGCACGCAAGGGUGGAAUGGCAGGCAUUGCACAUUACCCGGUUGUCCGAACGGUUGCACCCGCCACGGUCAGUGUCUGCUGGAAGACGGCGUGUACCGGUGCUCGUGCGCCGACGGCUGGGCUGGCACCGACUGCUCCAUCGCGUUGGAACUGUCCUGCAGCGACAAUGAAGAUAACGACGAAGAUGGCAUGACGGACUGCUCGGACUCUGAGUGCUGCAGCCGGCCAGAAUGCACCGAGCAUAUAAUGUGUUUGGCGUCCAACGACCCCGUCGAAGUGUUGCUACGCAAGCAACCUCCAUCAGUCACCGCGUCCUUCUACCAACGCGUCAAAUUCCUUAUCGAAGAAAAUUCUGUCCAAAGCUAUGCGCACAUGGACGAAUACUCUGAAGGCCGAGUGUCGGUGAUGCGCGGGCAGGUAGUGUCGCCGCAGGGGCUCGGCAUCAUCGGGAUCAGGGUCUCCGUCGACCGGGAGGCGAGAUUCGGAUUCACGCUCACGAGACAGGGUGGAUGGUUCGACGUGCUGGUAAACGGCGGUGGCGCUGUCACCUUACAGUUCCAGAGGUCGCCCUUCAAGCCUCUCCGGAAGACGGUCUUCGUGCCUUGGAAUCAGAUUGUAGUUCUGCCAGCAGUACAAAUGGAGCUCAGCGAUGACAGCAUAAAAGUACCUACACCGAGGUCACCCCCUCGUCUGGAUUGGUCCCCGAUGCCACAAUGGUGGGAGUCUGAGACGCCGCCAUGCAGCGCUCACGAUCAUGAACGCCUCAGACCGGAAGUAGUGGCUAUGCCAGCGUUGGCUGCACCCGCGGUCUCUUCUCCUACCACGACCACAGUCAUUUAUCCAGAGGCACAGAUCGUAAGCGAGUCUAUCGGAAUACCAGGUUCUUCGGUAAAACUUACCUACCGUUCGUCACAAGCAGCUGGUUACCUUUCGUGCGUCCACAUCCAGCUAACGAGAAGAAUAGUUCCCGCUUCUCUCACUCGCGUUCACGUACGAGUGGAGAUCGAGGGCUCUCUUCACACGCAUACCUAUGAAGCCGACCCAGACUUGACUCAUGUCUUCGCUUGGAAUAAAAGAAAUGUUUACAAACAGAAGGUUUACGGACAAGCACAAGCCAAAAUAUCGAUUGGUUACGAAUACACAACGUGUUCAUCAGUUGUAUGGGAAACGCAAACAGCUACUCUCGCCGGAUUCGACGUUGACAUUUCUGAUAUUGGUGGAUGGGGCUUGGACAUACAUCACCACUAUAAUUUCCAUGAAGGCAUACUGCAAAAAGGAGAUGGCGCCUUAUUACAUCUGAAACAAUAUCCGAGAACUGUGCAGGUUGUAAUGGGUACAGGACUUCAGAGAUCCCUAAAUUGUCCUGACCACUGCAAUGGUAAGGCAGCCGAUUCACUCCUGUUGACGCCAACUGCGCUUACUUCAGGACCUGAUGGAUCUCUCUAUGUUGGAGACUUUAAUUUCGUACGUCGUAUAACUCCUGAGGGAGUGGUAACUACGGUACUGCAAUUGGAAACAACCCAAGUCGCAUAUCAAUACUACAUCUGCAUUUCACCAGCAGAUGGAUAUCUUUACAUAUCAGAUUCAGAACGACAUCAAGUUCGAAGAGUGGUAGUGUUGGACAAGGUUCGUGAUCCAGCAGCUAAUUCUGAACCAAUAGUAGGCAACGGUGAUCGAUGUGUACCUGGAGAUGAUUCCAACUGUGGUGAUGAAGGACCUGCCAUUAAAGCCAAGUUGGCCCACCCGAAAGGUCUCGCUAUAGCAGCAGAUAGAACGAUGUACAUUGCAGAUGGAACUAAUAUCCGAGCUGUUGAUCCCAGUGGUAUUAUCCAUACACUUGUAGGCCACCAUGGACAUCAUAAUCAUUGGUCACCGGUUCCUUGUAGAGGCGCUAUUGCUCCAUAUGAAGCUCAACUACAAUGGCCAACAGGGGUUGCCUUGUCUCCACUCGACGGGUCACUGUACUUUAUUGACGACCGAAUCAUACUCAAAUUAACCGUCGACAUGAAAAUCAAAGUUGUUGCUGGUCAACCAUCUCAUUGUCGACUUGGAAGUGAUGGUAAACCAAUCACGAAACCUACAAACAGAACAAAUACGGAAUUCAGAGAAGACUCCAGUUUAGGCACCAUUUUAGCAAUAGCAUUCGCACCCAGCGGAGUCCUUUACGUAGCUGAAUCUGAUUCCAAGAAGACCAAUACGAUAAAAACAAUUGAUCCAUCUGGGAAAAUUAUGCACUUCGCUGGAAAAUUACAAGAAAAUUUGAAAGAGCUUAGCUGUGAAUGCAAUUCGUCUAUUUCGGCAACAGUUGUGCCCAUAAAUCCCCGUGACGAAGGCGCAGGAUGUCCUUGCAGGCUGAGUGUUGCAGCUGGAGAUGAACCACCAACUAAUACCGAAACUCUACUAUCAUCAAAUGCUAAAUUCCAAACAAUUUCUGCAUUAGCGGUUACGCCGGAUGGUGUACUUAAUGUUGUCGAUCAAGGGUCACUUCACAUUUUGGCUUUGAAACACUAUUUGCCCUCUCAUGAUGAAAAUGGAGAAUUUAGAAUACCAUAUCCGCCUACGUCAGAGAUUUACGUCUUUAAUCGAUAUGGACAACAUAUAACGACCAAAGAUUUAACAUCUGGAAAGACUAGAUAUUCAUUUUUAUAUUCCAAAAAUACUAGCUUCGGUAAAUUAUCUACAGUAACUGAUGCGUCGGGUAACAAAAUUCAGCUUUUACGAGAUUAUAGUAACAUUGUUAGCUCUAUUGAAAAUACUCAAGAUCAUAAACUGGAACUGAAAAUAUCCGGAAUUGGUUAUUUAACAAAAUUAACUGAAAAGGGAUCCGCGGGAAUUGAGCUAGAUUACGACGCAAAUACUGGCUUACUUAAUAGUCGAUCAGGGGCGGGUGACACUGUAAUAUAUAAUUAUGACGAACUUGGACGAGUGACGAAGAUUAUUAUGCCUUCAGGAGAACAGGUGCACAUAACUUCUGGACUAGCCAAAAAUUACGGUCUAGCAGUUACAGUUUCAAAUCCAACCAGUACUAUUCCGGUAGGGGUAUCGAAGAAAUGUGAAUACGUCCUCCAUGGACAGUCCUUCAAACAAAUCACUAUUAACAAUGGAAAACAAAUUACUGAAGGUCGCAUGUUUACGAACAACACUUUAGUAAUCGAUACACCUUGGUCAGGAAAGUUUGAAAGUAUUGCAGCUGCAAAGCAUCCUUUACUCGAAGCUGCUUUACCAAUCGAAGCUGAAAUGCUGCAUAUGUGGUCACAUCAGACAACAACGUUUGGAGAUGGAUUAGUAAACAAUAUGUAUUCAUUGUAUACUCUGGUAGGUGAUGUAAGGAACCCACAGCAAACACUAAACAGAGAGAUUUGGGUGAAUGACUCGAGAGUCUUAAUUAUUGAAUUUGACCAAUUUAAAAGCAGGGAAACCUUCUUUAAUGCAGACCGGAUACCUCUUUUUACCACUGCUUACGAUGUUGCUGGUUUGCCGUUAUCGUUUACGCCUCAUGGGGCUGGAGUCCCGCUUAAUAUAUCCUACGACAGAUUUUAUAGAAUUAAUGGUUGGAAAUGGGGUGUCACUGAAGAAUCCUAUAAUUAUGACCCACAUGGUAUGCUGUCCGAAAUAACAAGUCCACAAGAUGGCACAAAGUUCAUUUACUACAACGAUGGUAACCUCGUCUCCAAAAUUACACUAGCAAGUCAAAGGAGUUUCAAAUAUUCAUACGACGGUGAUGGUGGAUUAACUCAUGUGAUACUACCAUCAGGAACGAAUCACUCAUUUAGUGUACAACCUUCUAUAGGGUUUUUGCGCGUCACCUACACACCUCCAGGCUCGUCGAAGAAGUACUUGCAACACUAUUCGCAUACUGGGGAACUGUUGCAAACGGUUUUCCCAGGUGAUGGAGCUAGAAUUAUUUACAGAUAUUUUACGACCAAUAAAAUAUCGGAAGUUGUCCACGGAGAUGGUCAAACUCAAAUUCAUUACUCUGAAAAUAGUGGCUUGCCAUCUGAAAUAUUGCAUGUAGACCGUGAUGUUGACUAUAGAUGGGAAUCCACUUAUGCCGGUGGUUUACUUAUAGAAGAAAGGCUCGAUUAUGGCGCCAAGACUGGAUUAAGCAAUGCUAAAAUAAUUUAUGAAUAUGACAAUAAUUACAGAACAACUGCGGUUCAAGGUCGUAUUGGUGGACAAACGCUGAUUCCACAUCACAUAAUAUACAAUAGCAAAACUGGUGCCCCAGAAGUUUUAGGACAAUUUACUGUAUCUAAACAAAAAUGGAAUGAGACCUCAGUGUAUGACGGCAUCGCCAUGUUCUCUAGAACUCUUAAUAAUCAGUUUCUUGAAAAAGAAAUAACAGUUAAUAUUCAUAGGAUGGAAGUGUUCCGAAUGGAGUUCUCUUAUGACCGCCACGGCAGGAUUUCUCAAACUCGAACUCACACUAGAAAUGUAGGGGUGAACACUUACACCAACGUAAAGAAUUACACUUGGGACUGCGAUGGUCAAUUAACAGGCGUGGAAGCACAAGAGCCCUGGGGUUUUAGAUAUGAUGAUAAUGGUAAUAUGCUAUCACUAACUUACAGAGGCAAUACGAUUCCCAUGGAGUACAAUGACAUGGAUCGUAUCAUCAAGUUCGGAGAAGGUCAAUAUCGUUACGACAGUAGAGGAUUCGUUUUCCAAAAUGCUAGAGAAGAAAGAUUCCAAUACAACGCUAAAGGACUACUCAUUAGAGCCACAAAACGAGGAAGAUUUGAUGUUCGAUAUUACUACGAUCAUCUGGACAGACUAUCAACAAGAAAAGAUAACUUCGGUAAUGUCACCCAAUUCUUUUACACGAACAAGGAUAAACCUCAUGAAGUCAGUCAUAUUUAUUCACCUCGCGAGAACAGAUUUAUGACACUCGUUUACGAUGACAGAGGUCACCUUAUCUACACUCAGGUUGCCCGCCACAAGUAUUACAUUGCCACUGAUCAAUGUGGAACACCUGUAAUGGUCUUUAAUCAGUACGGAGAAGGCAUUCGGGAAAUUAUGAGAUCGCCUUACGGGCACAUAGUAUACGACUCAAAUCCGUACCUGUACCUACCUGUAGACUUCUGCGGUGGACUGCUAGAUCAAGUGACAUCACUUGUUCAUAUGGAACACGGAAAAGUGUACGAUCCCCUUAUUGGACAAUGGAUGUCCCCUCUUUGGGAAAAUCUUAUAGAACGAAUUCACAAUCCUACACAACUGCAUUUAUAUAGAUUUAAUGGAAAUGAUCCUAUUAACGUACGGCCACAAAAUAAAAAACCAACAGAUCACUUAUCUUGGCUGAAACUACUAGGCUAUGAUACAAAGAGCUUGGCACCUCAACUUUACCCUGAUGAACUACCUGGAGGUUCUAUAUUACCCAGUAUUCCUCGGGGUCGUCCAGUGUGGGGCACUGCACCUGUCGAUGGCGGGCCAGGUCUUCCUUCAGCGAUGUCACUGCUGCCAAGCGUCAUGAUCGAAUCAGGAUUUUUAUCACAUAUGGCAAACAAGAGGAUCGCUGAUUUCCGAAGCCUAUCUAUACCGGCCAUGUCCGCGCUAAAAACCGAUGGUCUCAAUCUUGCACCGAAACGAAUCGGUUCCGACUCCGAGCCACCUUUCGGACGCGGAAUUUUGAUUUCAAGAAAUUCAAGAGGACGAGCAGUCGUGAGCACUGUUCCUUCUGCCAAUGCCAUAUACCGAGACGUAUACACAUCAGUCUUCAACAGAUCCCACCUACUGCCUUUCUCCUUCGUAGUUCAUGGGGACCAGCAAGAUGUAUUUUACUUCGUCAAAGAGGAUACUUGGCGUGCAGCCGACGACAAACAACAGCUGAAACGAAUGCAAGGAAAAUUAAACGUCACCUUCCACGAAGUAGCCGAAGGCGGCCGCUCCUACGCCGAUGUAAAGAUUCACGGACAAACGAGCAUCAUCAACCUGAGAUACGGCACCAGCGCCGAGCGGGAGCGGCAGCGCCUGCUGCACCACGCGCGCGCGGCCGCCGUGCGCAAGGCGUGGCACCGCGAGCGCGAGGCGCUGCGCGCGGGGCUGGGCGGCGCGCUGGACUGGGCGGCGGCGGAGCUGGACGAGAUCCAGAAGGCGGGCUCGGCGGCGGGCUACGAGGGCGAGUACGUGCACGACGUGGCGCGCUACCCCGAGCUGGCCGAGGACCCGUACAACGUGCGCUUCGUGAAGAAGCGCGCCGACCGCGCCGAGCGCCGGCGCCGGAAGCGCGAGGACUGCCGCGCGCCGUGGUGGCUCGCCUGGGACGGCCUCUGCUAGUGACGUGUCGCCAUCCAUAUGCCAAAUCGUAUGAAUGUAAAUUCGAUGUGUGUGAACGGUGAUGGACGAACGUAUAUAUGUGCGUGUGUGAAGAUAUAUUUUGUAAAUAGUCUCUAUUAAUUGUUAAUUGUUGAUGUAUGUAUGUACGUAGAUGCGAAUCCCUAUCGCUGUGUAAAUAUUUAAUUUUAAUUUGCAGGGAGAGAAUGGACCUUUUGAGAGGACUGAUAUAAAAUAAAUGUAUUGUAUGUAUAAAUAAGACGAUCUAUGUGAAUAUGAAAUUAUUUAUACUUAUUUAUCGGUAAAAAGCUUCAAUUGUGUCCAAUGUUCUUAUAAAAUUAGAUGAAGACUAUUUGAAAGAAUAAUAAAAAAAGCAUACUUUUUUAACCAAAUCAA